Molecule: messenger RNA, 1977 nt
Organism: Xenopus tropicalis (tropical clawed frog)
Lineage: Eukaryota; Metazoa; Chordata; Amphibia; Anura; Pipidae
Product: major histocompatibility complex class I-related gene protein-like
Exons: 6
Coding region: 457-1626 (389 amino acids)
Cellular component (GO): plasma membrane
Source: RefSeq, a predicted model, not a curated record
GGAAAUUCACUGCAAAUCUAUACCUGCACUCAUCACUCGUGACCUGGAUUAAGUAAGGGAAUCAGCUUUACAAAGCAAGAAUUACACUGCAUUAAAUAGGAUCAUUGAGACCACCCCCUCAUCAGAUUCAGCACAGUAUUUGGGUCCUGACCGGCAGUUUUAAGAAUCCCUUCCUUAGUUAUUCCAGCCUGUAAGCUACACAAAGGGUUAAUGAGUCUCUUUCCUGUUCGUUAUCGUAUUCUCUGCAAUCUGCAACUCACAGUACAUGGAACAGCCGUUACGGCUCAAUACAUUUCUUGCUUUCUCUCCUUCUGCCUAGUAACAAUGAGCAAACUGCUCUCUCUUCAUUUUAUUGGACAGAAUUUUUCUCUCUCUCCAAUCCCUGCAAAAUACUUUAUCAUUUUAAAAAAAAUGAAAGUGAAACUACCACUCAGUUCAACGAGAACAAUGUAGGAAAUGGUGUGCUUUAUCGUUUUGCUAUUUAUUGUUUGUAUCCCAGCAGUAUAUUGUGAAAGUCACACUUUACAGUAUCAUAUCACUUUGGCAUCAGUGCCUAUCCCUGGUGUGCCUCAGUAUUCAAUUAUUGCGUAUGUGGAUAACAAGCAGUACGGAAGAUACAACAGUGAGGUAUGUGAGGCCGAGGCUUUGCUUCCAUCACUGGGGGCACUUACCGAGCACUUGAAGUUGCAGACCCAAUUUGCUAAGGGAUAUGUGUUGAAGCAAACACAGAAGCUGAAUUUUCUAAUUGAAUUUUUCAAUACAACAAAAGGUAACGGGGAUACCCAUAUCUACCAGAGGAAGGCUGCCUGUGAGCUGCAUGAUGAUGGCACCAUUGGGGGAUACCAGGAGAUUGCCUUUGAUGGGAAGGAGCUUUUAAUAUUUGAUAAGGAGAGAGCGGUAUAUGUGUCUGUAAGACAAGAGGCUGGAAUGCUGGAACAGCUAUGGAAUAAGGAAUAUAAUUCAAUGAAUAAUAAGCUGUUCAUGGAGAUUGACUGCAUUAAGCACAUAAAGAUGUAUCUCCCGUAUAUAUCCACUGACUUGGAGAAGAAAGUCCCAAGGGUGAAGAUUUCCAGCUCAGAGUCAAAUGGGAGAAUCAAACUGCACUGCCGGGUGUAUGGGUUCUACCCCCGAGAUGUGGAAGUGAAGUGGAUAAAGAAUGGGAGAGAUGAGAUUCACUCAGAGGAGGCAGCACAGAUCCUGCCAAACCCUGAUGGCACCUAUCAGAUCAGAGUCAGUGUGGGGGUAACACCAGACAAAAAUAGUAACUACUCCUGCCUUGUGGAUCAUAGCAGUUUGGAGACCCCCAUGAUUGUACACUUUGAAACCAAAAAUGGAAGCUGUUUAUAUAUCAUCAUUUCUGUCAGUGUGACGUUGCUCCUCCUCCUCCUGAUUAUCCUGGGAGUAUUUAUAUACAGAAAAAGAAUGACGGAAGACUCUCAUGGCAGCCAUGAACCUGUGAGUAUCGAUGGGGAGAGCUUGAACACUGAUGUGUGCCCCGAGGAGCAGGAAGAGCAGAUAUCUGAUAGCCCGCCGGAGGGAUUAGAGAACUUGGAUAAGAUAAUUCAACCCAAAAAUUUUAAAAGAAGGUGUUGUAUUUUGGAUUCAAGCUGUUUCAAUGGGUUCUAAAGCCCCCAUGAAGCUGACCCACUUAUUUUGUUCCAGAUGUGAACAAAUUCUGCUGCUCAAAAGCAAUUACAGAUGCAGGAGGAUUCACCAGAGAAUGCUGAUUAUGAGCACUACGGCAGCCAUCUUGUUAUCUUACAUGUAGACUUCAUUGUGUCCGGAGAGCUGGGGAAUUUUUCAGCAAUCGAUAUUGUUUAGAGCAGGGAUCCCCAAACUUUUAUUAACACACCCAGAUGUAAAAAGUGUUGGGGAGCUACACAUGCAACCCAAGUUAUUCGGGGAUGCCAAAUAAGGGCUGUGAUUGGCUAUUUGGUAGCCACAUGUGGACUGCUAGCCUGCUCUGUGUUUCCACUU